UUAACUAAGAAUUGAAUUGAACAUUAAAACUCCAUAAAGUCAGUUAAUCAGUUACUAGAAAAUAAAUACGCACUGAUUUUUGAUCAAUUUUGUAAUUUAAUUUGCAAGAAUAUUGCUAUUUAUUGUUAAGAACUAGACUCAUAUUUAUUUUAUAUUAUUAGUACUAUUUUCUCUAAUAAAAGAACAAAAUGUCUCAGAAUCACUGUGCUGUACAAGGCUGUAAAAUGUCGAUAUUCAAUAAGCCAACUGGUGUUUUAUUUUAUCCUUGUCCAACAUCUAUUGAAAUGAAAAACAAAUGGCUUCAUGCUUUGAGAAACAGAUGUGCCCUUCUGGAUUGGUCAAGAAGUCGCAUUUGUUCCAAACAUUUUGAACAUAAAUACUUCGAUUCUCAAAAAAAACUAAAAGAUAAUGCUGUACCAACACUGUUUCCAGUUACUAGUAAAUUACAAAAGAAUCAUGAGAAUACACCAACUAAAAAUAAAAUUGACAGGAUUAUGAUUAAACUUACUCAAUCUGAACUUAUAGCUGAUAUAAAAAAUAACUUGAAAAGGGUAAAGGAACCAGCAAAUUUUGAUAAUUUAAUCACAGAAGAUUUAAGAUGUAGACCAGAUGCCUCGAUAGAAGCUCAACUUUGGCUUUUAAUUAAGAAGCAAGACCAUCUAAACAAUAGACUGUUAGAACACAUUGUUCAGAAUAAAAAACAUAUUGAGGUUUUACAAAAGAAUAUGGAUGAUUCGAAAUCUUCAAAGAAAGAUGUUGAUCAAAGUAUGGAGACGUAUAAAUAUAUUGUGAAAUGUCUUCAAGAAAAACUUGCAACUUUAGAGGAACAAAUAGAAAUUCUUACUGCUGUCGAAUCACGUUAGUUUGAGACUAGUCAAAAUAAACAAAACCCAAUUUCAUAAUUUUAAGACAAUAUAUAUUAAAAUGA
This is a messenger RNA of Vanessa tameamea, 928 nucleotides long. RefSeq lists its product as uncharacterized. The transcript is spliced from 3 exons. The record is from RefSeq and is a predicted model, not a curated record. NCBI's taxonomy places the organism in Eukaryota, Metazoa, Arthropoda, Insecta, Lepidoptera, Nymphalidae. Gene Ontology annotation, molecular function: sequence-specific DNA binding. The coding region runs from base 189 to 863 and encodes 224 amino acids.